UUGAAAAGUCGGUUUUUAUUUACACAUAUUUACAUGAUUUAAACGUUUUAGGAAAAGUUGAACGGUGUACUAUUAUUAGCAGAUUGUUUAAUAAACACAAAUCGUAUAAAUACAACAUUGUAAAUGAAAUCAUGGCCACUUCCAAGUUGAACUCUUCACUUAUAACAGACUUUUUCCCUCAAAGUCCAACAGCAGAAAAGGAGAAAGAGGAUUCAAAGUCAACACCAAAGAAACCAUCAAGUUCUGGAGGCACAAUUGAUGAACGUUUAUCAACAUCCUCCGUGGUUCUAACUCCUAAACCAACUCCAGAAAAAGAUGAAAAGACCGAUGAUGCUGGAAAGGAAGAAAAUCAAGAAAAAGACAAUGUUGUAAAUGCUGAAGGAGAUGCUUCUAAGCCUGACCCAUCUUGUAGGAAGGCACUUACAGAGAAGCUUACCAAGGAAGAUGAGAAGCCAGCAGAAUCGCCGAGACCUGGUUCACGACGGCGGAGGAGAAGGAAGAAACAGGUGGCAAAUAAUUCAGAACCGACAAACAGCAACUCCCCUGCAGGACCUGCAAAGCCUAAAGCUCCCAGAAAGAAGAAAGCAGAAACACAAGGCAUGAAGAACACGCUGGUUGACACUCGGGUCACGGACUACUUUGCAGUUCGAAGGAGUGACAGAAAAUGUAAAACAGAAAUAGAGAAAGAAAAGGAGGUUGAUCUUUUGGACAAAAUACUCACAGGGUGUGAAGAUGGACUGAAGGUGGUAGAAUUCGAUAACAAAGGUCGCGGUGUUGUUGCAUCAAAGGCGUUCAAGCGUGGAGACUUUGUAGUAGAAUAUGUAGGUGAUUUGAUCAGUAUACCCGAAGCCAAGAAGCGUGAUGAAAAAUACUCCAAAGACCCAACCAAAGGCUGCUAUAUGUACUACUUCAACUUUAAGAAUAAAAAAUAUUGUGUCGAUGCAACGGCAGAGUCAGGAAAAUUAGGACGCCUUCUUAACCACAGUAAAUCCAAUGGAAACUGCCAUACAAAGGUUGUAGACGGUGGAAGUCGACCCUACCUCAUUCUAGCUGCCUCACGAGAUAUUUCAGUUGAUGAAGAACUCUUGUAUGAUUACGGAGAUAGAAGCCAGGCCUCCCUCGAAUCUCAUCCGUGGUUAAAGUCAUAGCUCGUUUUGUGUGUGUUUUAGUAUGUUGUUUCCAUUCUUGGAUAAUCCAAAACUGCAAAUUUUACAUGGCAUGGGGAAAGAGCUUAGAUACCAAGCUCGUUUUGUGUGUGUUUUAGUGUGUUGUUUCCAUUCUUGGAUAAUCCAAAACUGCUAAUUUUACAUGGCAUGGGGAAAGAGCUUAGAUACCAAAAAUGUUUUAAAUCUAUUUAACAACUGUUUAUUGUAAUAUGUGUUUUGUGUAGGGCUCAUAUUCAUUCAAUAGUCGACAAACCAAUGGUGUUCUGUUGUUAUGUUAUAAGAUACAUGUAGAUUUCAAUCAACUUAUGUGGCAAAUGUUCACCGAUGAUUGUUGAAAGUGAAACUUACACAAAAUCUAUCAUAUAUACUUAACAAAUCUCCUAACUAGACCUGUCUACCAUUUUCGAUUUCUCUGUAUUGGCUUAAAUCAACACAGUACAAAAUAUUUUUUAUAUAUAGAAUUAAAUACAUACAUGAGUGAUCAAUUUUUUUACAUUUGUGGUAUUUGAAGACUGCACAUGUGUUUUUAACGUAAAACUCGAAUACUUUUAUAAAAUGAAAGAUGAUUUGAUGACAAAGCUUAUGGACGGUUGGACUACUUAUGUGCUUGGAACAAAACUAAGGUGUUUUACUAUAGCAACAGGAAGAGCUCAACAAGUGGAUUUCAAAGCUAGUCUAGUUUUCUCCAUUGGUCAAAAACUUGUUUGCGGGAGCUAGUGGCCUGGUAACACUUACUGCGAGUUAAAACUUUUUUAAUGUUUUGUUAAAUUCUUUUUUGGUUGAAUAUGAAUUUUUGGUAUAUGGAUUUUUGCUCUUUAUAGUGAUUCCUGAAUUAUUGUGAUAUCUUCCCUUCUUACAUAAACAGAUGAUAGUUUCAUUUAAAUUGUUCAGAAAAGAAUACAAAAUUUAUAACCAUAUAUGUAUGGGUCUAGUUAGAUGUUAGUAUACUUUAUUCUAUUUAUAGAGUGGAUGUAUGUCACUACGGUAUUUUAAAACAUGUACACAUGUUAAACAUGAAGUAUGUAAAUGAAUUUUAGUAUUAUUUUUCUCAAAUUUCAUUGUUCAAAUUUUGUUUUUAGCAAAGGGCAUUAAAGGAUUGUUUGUAUGUAUAUAUAUUGUAUGCUUAUGUCAGCCUGAUUCGAGACAUGUGUAUACUUAACACUGGCUUAAAUCAGAGCAUUUAAAUGUGUGUAUUGAAUUUGACUUCAUAAUGUAAUAUGGUUUAUAUAUAAGUAUUGUGAGGUUUCAGUUUAAGUCUAUCAUGAAGUCGUGUAAGUUUAUAGUUGGGGAAUUUGCAUUAAAAAAAGGCAGAAAGACCUUGAAAUGGAUAUAAGGCCAACAUUAAUUUGCUAGAUUUUCAUUCUUUUUUUUUUAAUUGGGGCCGAAAGUAACAUUUUAUUUUUAUCUUUCUGAGUUGACUGUGUUACCGUUGAAUAUGUGUUCAUGCUUUUUCUUAUUGCAUAAGGGACAAUAUAUAUACAUGUGUUUUAGACGAAACAUGAACAUGGUCAUAACAGAUCGACCGUAGGUAUGAAUAAACGCUGUUCCCGGACAGUACCAGACUGAUACACAAAUAUUGACCCUAGUUCAGCAUUUUUAUUUGAGCAAAUAAAAUUUAUGGGGCCUCUGAAAAAAAGAGGGGGCAAGCGGGGAUGAAAAUCUAGCAAAUAGUUUAUAAUGGCCUAAAUGAGUUUGGAAACCAUUUCAACAGGGUUCUUUAUCCCUAUACUAUGCUUUGGAUCUGAAUCUGUCAUAUUUAACUACAUUUUCAGGAUUGGGGUUUCCCAUUCCUGAAUGGUUGCCAUGAUAAUAUUAUUUACGUAAUUAUCAUUUCUGCAUCAUAAAUCUGCUAGCAAAACGUACGGCAAUACAAAUUUGUUAGUAUUCCACCAUGCGCAAUGUUGCCUUAUUCCACUCUGGUCAUGUUAUGUCAUAACAAGUUUCAUUACGCAAUUUUAACAUGAUUUUCAUGAAACAUACCAAAAAUAUUGUCUUAUCAGAAAUGCAUUUUACGAUAAAAUAAUGUGUAUUUUUAGUGAUUUAAACCAGAAUUAUGUAUGUAUCUAUAAAAUGGUAUUUGUACUUAGUUUUGGCAUGUACAUUUUUGCAGAUUUUGAUUUCACAAGACUACAUUGUCUGCAACCAUGGUACUUUUUUCCAUUACACUUCAUGAUAAAUAUCACAAGUAAGUUGACUGACAAAAUCUCAUUUUUAGGAAGAUUUUUUAACAAUGAGUAAUUAUUUUUGUAAAUAUUCAAAAGCCAUAUUUGUUAGAACAUGAUGCUGUUCACAUGUUAAUCAUACUCUUUUUGUGUCGCCUGAAAAGACGACAUAUAGGGGUUACUUUUGUCGGUGGCGGUGGCGUCCGCGUCCCAUUUUCGCUUGUCCGGGGUAUAUCUCCUAAAAUAUUGGUGGUAUCAACUUGAAAUUUCAUAUGUAGAUAGAUCUAAUUGAGGGCAAGUGCAGUGCACAAGAACUGUUACUCUUGCUUCCAUAUUUUUAGAGUUAUUGCCCUUUGUUAUUUUUUCAUGCUUAAAGUUUUGUCCGGGGCAUAUCUUGUAGAAUAUAAGAGUUAUCAACUUGAAACGUCAUAUGUAGAUAGAUCGCAUGGAGGGCAAGUGCAGUGCACAAGAACUGUUACUCUUGCUUCCAUAUUUUUAGAGUUAUUGCCCUUUGUUAUUUUUCAUGCUUAAAGUUUUGUCCGGGGCAUAUCUUGUAGAAUAUAAGAGUUAUCAACUUGAAACUUCAUAUGUAGAUAGAUCGCAUGGAGGGCAAGUGCAGUGCACAAUAACAGUAACUCUUGCUUUCUUAGUUUUAAAGUUAUUGCCCUUUGUUAAUUUUCAUGCUUAAAGUUUUGUCCGGGGUAUAUCUUGAAGAAUAUAAGAGGUAUCAACUUGAAACUUCAUAGCUAGAUAGAUCUCAUUGAGAGCAAGUGCAGUGCACAAGAACCGUUACUCUUGCUGCCAUAUUUUUAGAGUUAUUGCCCUUUGUUAAUUUUCUGGCUUAGGUUUUGUCCGUGGCAUAUCUCGUAAACUAUAGGAGGUAUCAACCUGAAACUUAUUCCGUAGGUAUAUCUGAUUGAGGGAAAGUGCAGUGCACAAACACCAUAACUCUUGCAUCUAUAUGUUUAGAGUUAUUGCCCUUUGUUAAUUUUCAUGCUUAAAGUUUUGUCCGGGGCAUAUCUUGAAGAAUAUAAGAGGUAUCAACUUGAAACUUCAUUGCUUGAUAGAUCUCAUUGAGGGCAAGUGCAGUGCACAAGAACCGUAACUCUUGUUGCCAUAUUUUUAGAGUUAUUGCCAUUUGUUAGUUUUGUCCGGGGCAUAUCUUGAAGAAUAUUAGAGGUAUCAACUUGAAACUUCAUAGCUAGUUAGAUCUCAUUGAGGGCAAGUGCAGUGCACAAGAACCGUUACUCUUGCUGCCAUAUUUUUAGAGUUAUUGCCAUUUUCGCUUGUCCGGGGUAUAUCUCCUAAACUAUUGGUGGUAUCAACUUGAAAUUUCAUAUGUAGAUAGAUCUAAUUGAGGGCAAGUGCAGUGCACAAGAACUGUUACUCUUGCUUCCAUAUUUUUAGAGUUAUUGCCCUUUGUUAUUUUUCAUGCUGAAAGUUUUGUCCGGGGCAUAUCUUGUAGAAUAUAAGAGUUAUCAAUUUGAAACUUCAUAUGUAGAUAGAUAUCAUGGAGGGCAAGUGCAGUGCAAAAUAACAGUAACUCUUGCUUUCUUAGUUUUAAAGUUAUUGCCCUUUGUUAAUUUUCAUGCUUAAAGUUUUGUCCGGGGCAUAUCUUGAAGAAUAUAAGAGGUAUCAUACUUGAAACUUCAUAGCUAGAUGGAUCUCAUUGAGGGUAAGUGCAGUGCACAAGAACCGUUACUCUUGCUGCCAUAUUUUUAGAGUUAUUGCCCUUUGUUAAUUUUCUGGCUUAGGUUUUGUCCGUGGCAUAUCUCGUAAACUAUCAAAUGCCACCUACACUUGAAAGUUAAAUGGCAACAUCACUGUCUAUAAAUGAAUAAAAUGCCAAUCUAACAGCUAUAAUGUCGACAGUAAAUAAUUCGUCAGGCGACACAUCCGACUCGCGGAGUUCUAGUUACACAAAGGUGUUUGAUGAUAUUUUCAUGAUUAUAAUUUACGAUGUUAAAUCAAGCCAUUCUUUUGUGAACUGUUUUUCUGCAUGUACAUGAAAAACUAUCUCAAAAAAUGUCCAUUUCUUUUUGAAAAUUUCUUCUAAAGGUUGUGAAAUUGUUAUGUAAAACAUGUUCAAACAAGAUACUCAAUUUUUCCAGUUUCAGCAGCUGUUCAGCUCAGCUGUUAUCUGGUUUAUAUAAGAGAUUUCGUUAUCAGCUGAAUGUAUUCCAUUGUCAAGUUUAUUGUUCAAAAUGAGCAUUUAAAAAUUAACCAAAUCUAUUUACAAGUUAAUGCCCUCUUAAUCAUGUACAAAAGCCCAGGUUGAAUGUCAUUGCCAUCCAUUAGCAAACUAAAGGGUUUUAAGUUUUUAUUAAAAACUUAAUAUGUAUUCAUGCCGUAUAAAAUUUACUUUAGAAAAAGAGAUAACUUUAAAAGCCUUUUUCCAAUCAUCACUAGAUUUGAUAACCAGCCAUAUUGCCUCAGUCACUCGACCCUUGAAUUGGCAAAAACUGUCUUUCCUGUGUCUGCUCUCUAAAUUUGACAAUGUACGACCACUUUUCACCAAACUUGGUGCCCUGAAAUUAGGAUGUGCAAGUUUCGUGACAGUUGGCAAUUUUGCUGUUAAUCCCAUUUGAGAUAAAUGUAGUUUCAUGGCUUCAUAUGGCUGAAUGGAGAGCAUCUUACAGUGAAAGUAAAUGUUUGGUCACCAAAACAUGGAAUAAAGAUUACUAAGGCUCGACACAGACAGCUUUAACAUUGUUUGAAAAAUAAAUAAAAUUAAGAUGGAAUUAUA
Mya arenaria is the source of this 6074-nucleotide messenger RNA. RefSeq names its product N-lysine methyltransferase KMT5A-B-like. The transcript has 8 exons. Bases 132 to 1148 code for a protein of 338 amino acids. Gene Ontology annotation, molecular function: protein binding; histone H4K20 methyltransferase activity. Lineage: Eukaryota; Metazoa; Mollusca; Bivalvia; Myida; Myidae. The record is from RefSeq and is a predicted model, not a curated record.